UUUAUGACUGUAGAGAAUCAGGCAUUUCGUCAAUUUCUCCUUCUCCUCGUACACAGCUUUGUUCGGGUCCAGAUGUGUGGAGAACAUUUUAUAAAAUCUAGAACACUCUCGAUACAACUAAACUCUGAGGAUUAGAAGUCUUCUUCUUUCUCGACUUAUUUAUCUUUUGUGCUAUUGAAACUAGAGGAGGAUGGGUGGCCCACUGCUGCUGCUUACAGGACUGAUGGUCAUCGCAGCUUGCUCUCACUUUCUCUGUGCGUCCGACAGUUGCGGUGAGGAGGUGGCUCGUCUGCAGGAAAAGCAGAGGCUUCUGCAGGGCCAGCUUCAGAAACAAGAACUCCUCCUACACAGACUACACUUGCUAAACCAACCGGGCAACGUGGACACAGCCAGAGCCGAGCAGAGCCAGGACACCCAGUACACAGACUGCUCCCAGCUCUUCAGUUCCGGCUCCAAAUCCAGUGGUUUCUACACCAUCAAACCCCAAGGUAGCCCUCACCCAGUCAGAGUCUACUGUGAUAUGAGGGAUGGAGGCGGCUGGAUCGUCAUUCAGAGACGGAUCAAUGGAACAGAGAGGUUUAACAGGUCGUGGGCAGAGUAUAAGGAUGGAUUUGGAGACAUGGAUGCAGAGUUUUGGCUCGGCAAUGACAACCUGCAUUACAUCACUACACAAGGGAAUUAUUCUCUGAGGAUUAACCUGGGAGACUUUGAUGGUUAUCAGCGCUAUGCCGAGUACAAGAACUUCAAAGUGGCCAAUGAAAAGGAUCACUACAGACUAACCUUUGGAACCUAUGUAGGUACAGCUGGAGAUGCUCUGUCUGGGAUGGAUCAGGUGGGUGUGUCAGAGUGGGCCAGUCACCAGGACAUGAAAUUCAGCACCUAUGACCAGGACAACGAUAACUACAAAGGGAACUGCGCACAGGAAGACAAAGGAGGCUGGUGGUUCAACAAGUGUCACUCAGCACAUCUCAAUGGCAUGUACUACCCCAAUGGGCACUACAGUGCUUUGACAGAUGAUGGUGUAGUUUGGUACACUUGGAAAGGAUGGUGGUACUCCCUGAAGACAAGCAUCAUGAAGCUGCGACCCAUCGACUUCAAAAUAGAUCCCAUCAACGACCCCAAUGCUGUUCAGCACAGACUACCUUUCUAGAUCGCACAUGAGGAGAUAUCAAGUCUUCUUGGCUCCACUAUUUUGGGCAGAAACGGUUUUAUUAAUGUAUAUUAAUUGGUGGGAAAUCAUUCAUUUCA
Molecule: messenger RNA, 1248 nt
Organism: Perca flavescens (yellow perch)
Lineage: Eukaryota; Metazoa; Chordata; Actinopteri; Perciformes; Percidae
Gene: fgl1
Product: fibrinogen-like 1
Exons: 7
Coding region: 191-1150 (319 amino acids)
Biological process (GO): blood coagulation, common pathway; fibrinolysis; positive regulation of heterotypic cell-cell adhesion
Cellular component (GO): fibrinogen complex
Molecular function (GO): protein-macromolecule adaptor activity; extracellular matrix structural constituent
Source: RefSeq, a predicted model, not a curated record